Cajanus cajan (pigeon pea) is the source of this 2725-nucleotide messenger RNA. RefSeq names its product Tetratricopeptide repeat (TPR)-like superfamily protein. Gene Ontology annotation, molecular function: RNA binding; zinc ion binding; protein binding. Gene Ontology annotation, biological process: RNA modification. The record is from RefSeq and is a predicted model, not a curated record. Lineage: Eukaryota; Viridiplantae; Streptophyta; Magnoliopsida; Fabales; Fabaceae.
UAAUCAUCUUUAUAAUUUUUCUAUCUUAAAAAAAAAAAAAACUUCUAAUAUAAUUGACGCAGGUGAAAUUGAAUAGUUGUUUAGUUGUGUUUUGGCGGCGAAAACGGCAGAAAAGAAUGAAAGGGUGGAGUGGGUAGAGUGGAGAUUCACAUGAUCAGAUCAUUGGGUGAUAGAAAGGUAUGGAGGGUAAUAGCAGGCGCAGCACAUGGGAACAAGGGCACGCCAUGCUUCUAUUCUACACAUUCGUGGGAUUCGAAUUCCUACGCUGCCAUGCUCCAACAAGCUAUUCAAAAGCGCGACCCAAACACAGGGAAGAGCCUCCACUGCCACAUUCUCAAGCGUGGCGCUUCUCUCGACUUGUUCGCCCAAAACGUCCUUCUCAACACUUACGUCCGUUUCGACUCCUUCUACGACGCUUCCAAACUGUUCGACGAAAUGCCCCUCACUGACACCGUCUCUUUCGUCACCCUGGCCCAGGCUUUCUCCCAUUCCCACCAAUUCGAUCGCGCCCUUCACUUGCUUCUCAGGUUGUUCAGAGAAGGAUACGAGGUGAACCAGUUUGUUUUCACGACUCUUCUCAAGUUGCUGGUGAGCAUGGAUUUGGCUGACGCAUGUUGGAGUGUGCAUGCUUAUGUUUAUAAGCUUGGUCAUCAUGCUGAUGCGUAUGUUGGGACUGCGCUUAUUGAUGCCUAUUCUGUCUGUGGAAAUGUUGACGCUGCGCGUCAAAUUUUUGAUGGAAUUUGUUGUAAGGACAUGGUGUCUUGGACUGGGAUGGUGGCUUGCUAUACUGAGAAUUACUGCCAUGAGGAUUCAUUGCUACUUUUCUGCCAGAUGAGGGUUACAGGGCUUAAACCGAACCAUUUUACCAUUUCUGCUGCACUGAAGUCCUGUCUUGGUCUAGAAUCAUUUGAGGUUGGGAAAAGUGUUCAUGGAUGUGCUUUGAAAGAGUGUUAUGAUAGGAAUCUUUAUGUUGGCACUGCGCUGCUUGAAUUGUACACCAAGUCUGGAGAGAUUGCUGAGGCGCAAAAGUUUUUUGAAGAAAUGCCGAAAGAUGAUCUUAUCCCUUGGAGUCUUAUGAUAGCUCGGUAUGCGCAGAGUGACAAAAGUAAAGAGGCUCUGGAGUUGUUUUUCCGUAUGAGGCAGUCAUCAAUUGUCCCCAAUAAUUUUACGUUUGCUAGUGUGCUGCAAGCUUGUGCAUCUUUGGUUUUGCUGAAUUUGGGAAAGCAAAUUCAUUCUUAUGUUGUGAAAGUUGGUCUUGACUCAAAUGUGUUUGUCUCAAAUGCUCUCAUGGAUGUUUACGCCAAGUGUGAUGAAAUUGAGAACUCCGUCAAAUUAUUCACGGGAUCAACAGAGAAAAAUGAUGUAACUUGGAACACUAUAAUUGUUGGUUAUGUUCAGUUAGGGGAUGGGGAGAAAGCAUUAAAUUUAUUUUCAAAUAUGCUUGGAUAUUACAUAGAGCCAACUGAAGUGACAUACUCAAGUGUUCUUCGUGCCUCUGCCAGUUUAGUGGCAUUAGAGCCAGGGCGUCAAAUUCAUUCCUUGUCUAUUAAAACCAUGUAUAGCAAGGACACUGUAGUUGCAAAUUCGUUGAUAGAUAUGUAUGCUAAAUGUGGAAGAAUCGAUGAUGCCCGGCUAACAUUUGAUAAGAUGGACAAACGAGAUGAAGUUUCAUGGAAUGCUAUAAUCUGUGGAUAUUCUAUACAUGGGCUGUGUAUGGAGGCUCUAAAUUUAUUUGACAUGAUGCAACAGACGAAUUGUAAACCUAAUAAACUUACUUUUGUUGGUGUCUUGUCUGCAUGUAGCAAUGCAGGGUUGUUAGACAAAGGACAGACUCACUUUAAGUCAAUGUUACAGGACUAUGGCAUUGAACCAUGUGUAGAACAUUAUACUUGCAUGGUAUGGCUUCUCGGGAGAUUAGGUCAAUUUGAUGAAGCAGUCAAGCUCAUUGGAGAAAUUCCAUUUCAGCCUAGUGUUAUGGUGUGGCGUGCAUUACUUGGUGCUUGUGUUAUCCAUAAGAAUCUUGAUCUAGGUAAAGUUUGUGCGGAGCAUGUACUUGAGAUGGAGCCCCAUGAUGAUGCAACCCACGUACUUCUGUCAAACAUGUAUGCCAAUGCAAGGAGAUGGGACAACGUUGCUUCUGUUAGGAAAAAUAUGAAAAAGAAAAGGGUGAAAAAGGAACCAGGCUUAAGCUGGGUUGAGAAACAAGGUGUGAUUCACUAUUUUUCUGUGGGAGACACCUCUCAUCCUGACAUCAAACUAAUAUGUGCAAUGCUUGAAUGGUUAAACAAAAAAACCAGGGAAGCAGGAUAUGUUCCUGAUUGCAAUGUUGUUUUGCUUGAUGUGGAGGAUGGUGAAAAGGAACGGCUCUUGUGGGUGCACAGUGAAAGAUUAGCCCUGGCUUUUGGACUGAUUCAAAUUCCGGCUGCGUGUUCUAUUCGUAUCAUUAAAAAUCUUCGGAUUUGUGUAGAUUGUCAUACUGUUAUAAAGUUGAUAUCAAAAAUUGUGCAGCGAGAAAUUGUUAUCAGAGAUAUAAAUCGGUUCCAUCAUUUUCGGCAUGGCAUUUGCUCCUGUGGUGACUACUGGUAACUGAUGUAGUCAAGUAGGGUACAGUGACAAUUACGCAUAGGUUUAUAACAUUUUUUAAUUACUUAGUUUUGCCUAUAGAAGGCAGCAAUUGUACCGCAUUGUAGAAUCAAGUUAUGAAUGAAAUUUUGGUGAAUUGUUA